Messenger RNA from Hypanus sabinus (Atlantic stingray), 2986 nucleotides. Its product is annotated as protein FAM114A2-like. The record is from RefSeq and is a predicted model, not a curated record. The transcript has 15 exons. The coding region runs from base 91 to 1932 and encodes 613 amino acids. NCBI's taxonomy places the organism in Eukaryota, Metazoa, Chordata, Chondrichthyes, Myliobatiformes, Dasyatidae.
GAGAAUAAUUUGUGUACUUUUCAGUUGAGCACCAGAGUAUGAGUCGUCUGACUGGAAAGGUGGAAGACCUCAGCUGUUGAUGUAGCAUCUAUGGAGGCAAAAAGUAUAAGUCGACUUUUUUACUUUUUGCUUCCGCAGCUGCUGCUUGACCCCCAAAGUUUUUCCAGCGUUCUGUUUUUAUUUGCAGUUUUCUUUGUCUUAUGUUAUCUGACCAAUCUGUCUUGGACUCCUCCCUGUCAUAAAUAUCUCCUGUGUUUUUACCUCUUCUCUACAGUUUCAGGCGCAUCAAAGAUGGAGGAAAUGGGAUCUUCUGAGGUACCAGUGGAUAAAGAUUCGUCAGGUUCAGAAGGAAGUUUGAGUGGUGCAUCAGAUAUGGGAGAAACUCAUAAAAAAGAUGUAAUGUUGCAGCAAUCCAAGUCUGAACUUGUGAAGAACACUACAAACAAUGCUCAAGAUAAGGACAAUGAGUCUGCUGAAAAUAAACUUCAUAUGAUUGAAAGUAAAGGAAAGACUUCAGUCGGCAUGACAAGAAAGAGACCAGAAUCAAAGGGAUCCACUCCCGGGAUGACUGAACAGCAACCCCCAGGAACUGAUGACAAGUCAAAAGUCGUCUCUGAUCAGGAGGCAGGAAGUUGGGGCUACUGGGGAAAUUGGGGGAAGUCACUGCUUACUACAGCAACAGCCACAGUAGCAUCUGUUGGUCAUGGAAUUUCCCAUGUGAUCGAAAAAGCUGAGUCCUCUCUUGGAAUUCCCAGCCCUACAGAAGUUUCAGCAGAAGCAAGAUUAUCUGAUGGGGACAAAGCAGGAUUAGAGGACUCUGAAAAAGGCCCCAAAACUGAAGAUGAAUCUUCCUCUCCAACCAGUGGGGCAUUUGGGAUGUUUUCUACCAUUACCACUGCGGUUCAGAACACAGGGAGAACUGUACUAAGUGGUGGUUUGGAUGCCCUUGAGUUCAUUGGUAAGAAAACCAUGGAUGUUAUUGCAGAAGGAGAUCCUGGAUUCAAGAAAACACGAGGCCUGAUGUACAGAACAACCACAUUGUCUCAGGUUCUGAGGGAAGCAAAAGAAAGAGAACAACAACAACAGCAAACAGCUGAUGAUCUUUCUGUAGAUGUACAAAAGAAAGCUAAUUAUGGAAUUUUGUUCGAUGAAUUUCAAGGUCUAUCCCAUCUGGAAGCUUUGGAAAUUUUGUCCAAUGAAAGUGAACUAAAGGUUAGAUCAGUGGUUAAUUCCCUGUCUGGAGAAGCUGUUGAAAAAUUGAAGGAAGAAUUGGAGACUAUUAAAGAAGCUUUUGCUUUGGUUGAAUUUGAUGAGGAGGAGGAAGAAGGGAAUGAAGGAGAUGAUGGGUCUGGAUUUGUAAAAGAAAUAUCUGAUUUGUUAUCAGAGCUGCAUGUAGCUGUGACAUCUGACAAACUGGGCAAAGCUAAAAAGAAUGCAAAUGAUUGUAUAAUUGAAGUAAACUCUCUCUCACUGGUACAAAUAGAAAUGGCAUCAGAAGAUAAAGAGAAAGAAGGACAGAAUGAGAAAUCUAUAUCGGGCUUGCAUAGGGAUCACAAAAUUUCAGUUGAGAAUAUCCAUACAUCUGCCGUCAGAAGUUUGGCAGAGCUCACAGCUAGGUCCAUUGAACAGUUCCAUAAAGUGGCAGAACUAAUUCUUCACAGCCAGAACCAGGAUGUGGGGGUAUUGGACCAUGCCAAAACUUUAUCUAAAUUGACUGUUGUCUUGUGUAAGGAAGUGGCUGUCCUUUCGAAACAGUUCACGACUUGUUUAACAAAGAUAGGGGUUAAAGAGAAGGCAGACGUUCUUAAUCCAUUAAUUACUGGAGUAUUUUUGGAGGCCUCCAACAGUGCAACCUACAUUCAGGAUGCAUUUCAGCUGCUGCUUCCAAUUCUUCAAAUUUCUCAAAUUCAGACUUGCUUGAACACAACGUAAUGACUGGCUUAAUUUACUUUGCCAUGAAAUUUUUAAAAACCUGUAAGUUUUAUCACAAAAAAAUCAUGUACCAGUAUGGAUUGUUUUAAGAUGCAUUUUGUAACACUCAAAAUGUUUUUCAGAGAGGGCAGGGAGAUGAUUUCCAGGUGAAUUGCCUUUCUCUAAAAAUCCAUUGCUGUAUGAAUGUACUAAGGUAUUGGGUUAUAAUCUCCAGCAUAUAAUAUUAUGGUUUCUUUCUGUGCAUCGAAGAAAGUUUCCUGUUUCUCAUAAUUCCUUCCAGAUUGAUUGCUGAGGAACAAAAAUGAUAUAAGUAUAAUAGCAAUGUUAUUUUUCAUUACUGAUCUUUCUACAGAAUGACAUGUAUAUUGGCUAAUACUACAUGUAAAUUAGAAAAUAAUUCAGAGAAUAUUUAAGUGGAAAUGCUGUGCCACAAAUUAUGUCGUUUACCAGUUUUCACUGGCUGGUCAUUUGACCAAAUACCACUUUAUGCACUUCUAUAUUUUUUUAUCAUUGCCUCCAAAAAUUUUCAAACAAAUUCACAAACAGAAACAAGCAGAUUAAUGUGAAUACUAUGCUAUGGAGUAUAACUGAGUAUGCAGCAUUUUCAUUUGUGUUUUUCUACAUAUCACUCCAAUGUAAUACACUUUGUACUUAAAGCACUAUAGCUUAUUCUUCGAAGUAUGCAUUUUGCCAUUUAAAGAAAUAUUCUGCGAGAUAAGAUGACGUGGUUUAUAAAGCCAAUGGUUUUUUAAUUUCUUAAUUUGUUCGUAGGGAUAAUAUAUUUCUAGUCUCUUUGCAAUAUUAUUCAUUGCCUGCAAAGGAUGAUGCCAGUGAAUAUAGGAAUGAGUUUUGAAAUUUAUUUUUUGCAUUAUUAUCAAUCAUCUUUUACUAUCAUUAGUGUAUUUAACACUUAAUGGGAAAGCAGCAACAUCCUGGUAUCCAGCUGCUUGAGAUCUCAUUUCCUGUCAUUCACUUGAGUUCAUAAUUACAUUGUUCAUGAAGUAUACUAUUUGCUAUGCUUAAUUAGGUCUAAUGUCACCUGCAGGAAAUAGUG